Messenger RNA from Medicago truncatula (barrel medic), 1179 nucleotides. RefSeq lists its product as uncharacterized. Bases 90 to 995 code for a protein of 301 amino acids. Gene Ontology annotation, biological process: shoot system development; root development. Lineage: Eukaryota; Viridiplantae; Streptophyta; Magnoliopsida; Fabales; Fabaceae. The transcript has a single exon. The record is from RefSeq and is a predicted model, not a curated record.
UUGAUCAAUUUCCUAGGAAAGAUAGCAAAUUAGCAAUUCAUUUGCACAUAUUCCACCUUAACAGUUAACACUUUUUUUCUUGUGAAAAAAUGGAAUUCUCUUCAUUAAACACUAAAUCUCAUCAUAACCAUGCUCGUUCUAAUAGUUUACCUUCUAAACCACACCCUAUAAUUCUACAAUGCAAUGAACAUUUAGCUAGAUUAGGAGGUGCUAAUAGUAAUUCUGAUUCCACCUCCUCCUCUUUAGUCCUCAGCCACAAACUAAACAUCCUUCAAGAUUUGCAUAUAUGCAUUGAAAAAUUGGUUCAACUACCUCUAACACAAGAAGCAUUUGUCAAACAAAGCCAAGAGAAAUGGGUUGAUGAGUUUUUGGAAGGCUCAUUAAGGCUUCUAGAUACAUGCACAGCGACAAAAGACGCACUACUUCACACGAAAGAGUGUGCGCGUGAACUUCAAUCGAUUAUAAGAAGAAGGAGAGGAGGUGAAGCUGAGGUUACAAUAGAGGUUAAGAAAUUCUUGACAUCAAGGAAAGUGGUGAGAAAGGCUAUUUUCAAAGCAUUGGAAAAUUUGAAAGGUAAUGCAAAUAAAUGCAGUUUAUGUAUCAAUAGCAAUAAAGACUAUCAAACUGUGGCAACAGUUAGUUUGUUGAAAGAGGUUGAAAUGAUUACAUUUUCUUUAUUUGAAUCAUUGUUGAUUUUUAUGUGUGGAACACAAUCAAAGAGGAGUAGUUGGUCUUUGGUAUCAAAGCUAAUGAAUAGCAAAAAGGUAUCAAACUCAUUAUCACAAGGUGAAGAUGAGAAUGAGUUUGCAAAAGUGGACACUGCUUUGGAAUUCUUUGCAUUCAACAUGAGAAGCAAGUCAAGUGACAUUGAAAAUUUGCAAAAUAAGUUGGUGAAUUUAGGAUCAUGCAUACAAGAUCUUGAAGAAGGACUUGAAUCUUUGUUUAGGCGUUUGAUUAAAAUCAGAGUUGCCCUUCUCAACAUCCUUAAUCACUAGUUGAAUGAGUUAUGAAACAGAUGCAUUAGAAUUUUGCAACAUAUAUUGCAUCUUUUCUGUAUAAUACAAUUGUAGAUAAUGUGUUAUGUACCUGUUACUUCGAUGGUAAAAAGUUCAUCAAAUGACAUGAAUGUAUAAUUGUAAAAUUUUUAUUUCAAAGUCUUGACCAUUUUUCAAAGUCUCA